AUGAGUUCCCAAACUCCAGCCAAAGCCACCCUUUUUCUUGCAAUGAACCUCCUCUGCUUUGUUUUAACCACAGCAUGUGGAGGAGGAACCUGCGGUAACCCUUCACCACCGGUAUGCGGAGGAGGAACCUGCGGCAACCCUUCACCACCGGCAACCGGUGGUGGACCUGGUGGUCAGUCGGCAACUUGUCCUAGGGAUGCCUUAAAACUAGGCGUCUGCGCCAAUCUAUUAGGAGGAUUGAUAGGAGUGGUUGUUGGAAACCCUCCCACCACCCCUUGCUGCUCACUGCUGGCGGGAUUGGCCGACCUUGAGGCUGCGAUUUGCCUUUGCACCGCCAUUAGAGCCAACGUGCUUGGAAUCAAUCUGAAUAUCCCAAUUUCUCUCAGUCUACUUCUCAAUGUGUGUGGAAGGACUCCUCCCACUGGCUUCACUUGUGCUUGA
Fraxinus pennsylvanica is the source of this 441-nucleotide messenger RNA. Lineage: Eukaryota; Viridiplantae; Streptophyta; Magnoliopsida; Lamiales; Oleaceae. The record is from the annotation of a GenBank genome assembly.